GCCAGCUCUCAGCCGUCGCAAGCCGACCGUAAUCCACCACCACCAUGUCGACUGCGGGCUCCAACGCUUCUCCACCGCCGCGGACACAGAACGCCCAGCACACGCGCACAUACCAGGCCUGUAUACCAUGCAGGCGUCGCAAAGUGCGAUGCGAUCUUGGUCCCGUAGACAACCCGCAUGAUCCGCCCUGCGUGCGAUGCAGGAGGGAGAGCAAGGAGUGCUUCUUCUCUGCCACGCGCAGGAAGCGCAAGGCCGACGGCGAGGACGACUAUGACGACGCCGACGACUACGAGGUGCGCAAUGGCAGGAAGCGCCAGCGCUCCGAUGGCCUGCCAGAGCCGCUCACCAUAACCACGGCCAACAACGCCGCCUACAUCUCCCAGCCGCUGACUCCAGGCGGCUCCGUCGGACGAUACGAGCCGCUGCGACGACCCAACACGUCGGCCGGCCACCAGCGCACCCCCAACGACGAAGAAGACCAGAAGGUGAACAACGAGACGGUCGCGACGCUCCAGGCCGGCGAGGUCUACAGCGGCCACGAUGCCUUGAACCUGCUCUUCGAGGCCGCUGGCAUGAACAGCCACCACCAGCGCACAGGCAGCAGCUCCAGUCUCCAGCGCCCGACGCUGGGCAGCACGCCAGGCUCUCAAACCAACUUCGCAAGCCCUAGACCCCAGACCUCACAUGCGCGCGGCAAUUCGCGAGCCACCGCAGAGCCAUCGGUAGAUCCCGCCAUACAGCAACCCAUGCUACCUGACCCUCCAAACGAAGCUGCCUUCGCCGAUGCUGUGAGAGCCUGGUCAAAGUUCCGCUUUGUCCGCGCCGGAUGGCUCACCGCAAAGGAAGCCAUCGCUUACAUCGACUACUUCUAUGCAUUUCUGUCGCCGCUUACACCCAUCGUCGUACCAGACUAUCGCGAUCAUGCCUUUCACGCAAAGUUGCUCAAGGAGGAGCCGAUGCUGGUCAUCACUCUCUUGACCAUCUCCGCGAGGUAUUCACAACCCAGCGGUUCGAGCGGCGUGGGCGCCACAUCUAGGUCAUAUCUCAUUCACGAGAAGCUAUGGAAGUACCUGCAGGGUAUGAUAGAUCGCAUGAUCUUCGGACAAGAGCAGUUUGGCGGCGGCUUCUGUGGCGCCGGUCAGCAGCCUGGUUCUGAUGUGAACCCCCUAUCAAGAAAGGGCCUUCGUACGCUUGGUACAGUCGAGAGUCUGAUGCUACUUACCGAGUGGCAUCCUCGCGCACUGCAUUUCCCCCCUGGCGAUGAUGACGAUGAGCUCGUCUUGCCCGACGACCCGUACGAGGCUGGACCUAAAGCUGAAAUGUAUAAAGGUGUGGGCGACAAGCGUAUCGACAGUUGGCUAGAGCCGUGCUGGCGAAGUGAUCGCAUGUGCUGGAUGCUGCUGGGCAACGCCAUGACACUCGCUUUUGAGAUUGGUGUUUUCGACGAGACCAACGAGACUGAGUUCGAAGAGGCCAACCAGCAUCUUUCGCACGCGACUGUAAAGGCCUACUACCGCCGGAAGAACCAUCUUCGCGACUUGCUCAUCAUCUAUGUCACGCAGACCAGUGGCAGACUGGGUCUCACAUCCAUGCUUCCCAAACUCGAGCGUGACGAGAACCUAGUGGGCGGCCCCUCACCACUCGAGCUGUACAAAGAGCGCAUCAGCCGCAUCAAGGCACCUCCAGCACAAUUCGGCAUGCGCUCGGAUGGCCAGCGCCUUCCGCUCGAGUCUAUCGCGACCCAGGAGCGCCAUGCCGUACAAGAUCUUGUGCUUGACUUCUGGGCUCGUAUCGCUAAGGUCAUGGAGAUGGGCAACCUGAAGUUGUUCUCUAACCGACGUAAAACAAGAGAGCUGCUUAAGACGGGAGGUUACGAGGAGAUGCUGAAGUUCUUCCAAGGCCCCUUAGUGGAGUGGAGGAAGUGCUUCGAUAGAGCACCCCAAGUUCCGACGCAACUUCGUCACGUUCUCAUCAUCGAGUUCGAGUACACGCGUGUAUAUCUCAAUUCGCUUGCGCUGCAGGCAGUUGUUGAACGCUGCACACAUAACACUCCGCUACAGACCCAUGCCCAGCCUAGUGGCAUGAACGGACGCCCUACAAAUGGUAAUGGCAAUCCGAACGGCAAUGGCAACCCUAAUGGCAAUGGCAAUUCAAACGGCAAUGACGAUGGUGGCGCUAUCCCCUUUAGCACACUUGUAAAAUGGUACGCCAACGACCGCCAUUAUAUCAACGAAGUCAUCGAUGCGUCGCGCAAUGUGCUCAAAGUGGUGGUCGAAGGCUUGCAUCCUGGUGGCUACCUACGACAUGCGCCAGUACGAACCUUCUUCCGUAUUGUCAGUGUAGCCAUCAUUCUGCUCAAGACCUUCGCGCUAGGCGCUACUGAAGAAGACGUAGCUGUCAGUCUUAGUCUUCUCAGCGACUCGGUCGAUGCCCUACGAACGAGCAUAGUCGACGAUGUGCACGUCGGGAACCGCUUCGCCGAUCUUGUCGAAACACUGACUCACCGAAUCCGUUCGCGUUUCGUACGUCUGGCUGCCAACGGCUCGAGUGGCAUCUCGCGUGCCGGCAGCAAAAGCCCUAAUCAAGUACCGCUGAUGCCACCGCCCGCUCCACUAAACAAUACCAACCAUCUUGCACCGCCGUACAUGGGAUCCCAACAAACAGGUUUCUCAGGCACUGGUACCAGCGUACCAGGUUCGCCCAGUAUGGGCCUCAGCACAAGCGGUCGCGCAACACCUCUUUGGGGCAUCUCAGCGGAACCCUACGAUCCCAACAGCAACUCCAUCAGCAUCAUGCCACCACCUGGCAAUUAUCCGAACUUUCAGAACAACAACGCGAAUAAUUCGAAUUCGAAUGGCAGCAACAACACGAGUUGGAGUCAAUGGGCAAAUAGCGGAGCGAGUUGGGGUGCGGGUCAAGAUCAGGAUUGGCUUGCUCUGCCACUCGAUCCUCUGCUGGAUCAGUGGGGUGCGGAGAUUAAUCAAACGGCCAUGGGACCGGACAUUGGCGGCAUGGACAUGCUUGAUAUCCUGCUGAAUAUGGGCGGGCCGCCGGGCAGCGCUUAAUCGGUGGAUUUGAGGUUAGGAUUGCGGAAGGUGUGAUGCGCUCUGCAUUGAGGAAAAGCAUGAGCUUGUUUGUUGGACAAGUUUUAGACGAUGGCGAUAUGGAAGGAAAACUCUGGAGAUCAGAUGGUCGUUUGAAUCUCCGGCUGAUAGAUCGCGGGAGAGAUCGUUGUACAAGUGAUACCCAGCCUGUAGGCUGCGGAUGCAGUCCGCUUUUGUGUUGACUUUGUUAAGGUGUCCUAAUAAUAGAGUAUGUAGGAUUCAACAAUGAGAAAAGCACGGCGU
Molecule: messenger RNA, 3347 nt
Organism: Alternaria alternata
Lineage: Eukaryota; Fungi; Ascomycota; Dothideomycetes; Pleosporales; Pleosporaceae
Exons: 3
Coding region: 45-3065 (1006 amino acids)
Biological process (GO): positive regulation of transcription by RNA polymerase II; aromatic amino acid catabolic process
Cellular component (GO): nucleus
Molecular function (GO): zinc ion binding; DNA-binding transcription factor activity, RNA polymerase II-specific
Source: RefSeq, a predicted model, not a curated record